AUGGAGAAGCCUUCUCACUCAACGACAUUUGAACAGGCGAUCUGCGUUACGCCGGUGGACUCUCACACCUAUUGGGCUUUCCUCGAUGCAAAUUGGUGUAUGGGGAGUGUGCCGCACGGGGGAUACACAGCAAGUAUUCUAUACAGGUUAGGAGCAACGCACUUCAAAAACACGCACUCUUCUCGAUUUAGAACAAUCCCUGAGCCUACCACACUCCAAAUAUCAUUCUUGAAUCGAACUAGUGUUGGCCCUGCGCUCCUUAAAGUUCAAGACAUGAAGGUUGGGGGACGGAUAAGCACAAUUCAUGUCACAUUAUCUCAGCUUCCUGACAGCCAUCUGACAAAGGUUAUGGACUUCAAACGCGAUCAUUCGCCCUUGACCAGACACAAUAGCGAAUUUGAGGUUAAAUUGGCGGCAUAUAUCACUGCUAGCCCUCCCGAGGCAGAAGGGGGACCGAGCAUUGCAGGACCUUGGAGCCUCUAUCCACCGCCAGCACCUGGCUCGCUCGCUGACGGUUCGAUCAACUUUCCAGCGCUACUGGAGGACUGUGCCGAUGGUCAAUGGAUGCGACAUACGUUCUCACCUGUCCUGAAAGCAACAAAGCAAUUGGAGAUAUAUGGGCCUCGCUCCCAGCAUCCAGCAACUCUUGGCAGCCGAAUGAAACGUGCGGUCGAUCAAUGGGCAAGGUUCUGCCCUGAGGGACAAACAACGGCGCGAUGGUCAAAUGAGGCAGUCAUGUUUCUAGUGGAUAUGUUCCCCGCAGCAUCAGACCGGAUGUGUGCGAUGGAAAUAAGCCGCCUCUCGUCCCUUGGAUUACUGGGAGAUACCGGUAUGAAGGUCCGCUCUUUCGAAAAGGUUUUUUGGUAUCCAACUGUGACAAUGACCAUUGAUUUAAAAAGGAGGCUUCCACCGGAAGGAGUUGAAUGGCUCCACAGCCGAGUGACCACAAAAAUGGUCCGUGGAAGUCGUGGGGAUCUAGACGUUGUAGUGCUGGACCAGCGCGGGGAGAUUGUAGCUCUUGCAACACAGGUGGCGUUGGUAGUUGAUGCAUCUCGUAAUUUUUCCAGAAGGUCCGUCAUUGAAAAGCUAUAG
This is a messenger RNA of Penicillium daleae, 1092 nucleotides long. Its product is annotated as thioesterase family protein. The transcript has 2 exons. NCBI's taxonomy places the organism in Eukaryota, Fungi, Ascomycota, Eurotiomycetes, Eurotiales, Aspergillaceae. The coding region runs from base 1 to 1092 and encodes 363 amino acids. The record is from RefSeq and is a predicted model, not a curated record.